Molecule: messenger RNA, 1745 nt
Organism: Seminavis robusta
Lineage: Eukaryota; Bacillariophyta; Bacillariophyceae; Naviculales; Naviculaceae
Source: the annotation of a GenBank genome assembly
GGCUCGACAAAUGUUCCGUUCCGAAACCUCAGUCUAAGUAACACUAUUCAACGGGCGACCCUUUAAACACGACAUGUGCGCAUAUUUUUCGACCCUCAUUUAUCGUACAGUAGUUUGUCAUCAUCAAGUACCGUAUCUUUCACCGCAGCGCCGUAAGUGAGGAUAUCAUCUAUCUUUGGUCCAACUGGAGUCAGUCAACAGAAAAUACAACCCAUCAAGAUGAUAUAUUGGAAGCCAUUGAUCUUCGUUGUGCACUCGUUGUGUUUCGUUUUGACCACAGCGACAGAACGCGCCGGUACGGAUACUAGCGAUGGCGGGACCAAUCUACGUGGUAACCCCGAGGAACACCGAGAACUGCACCCUCAUGCUCAUCCCGAUCUACGUCAAGGAGGAGAAAACUACAUCAUCGGAGGACGACCUGCCUCAGUGGGCGAAUACCCGUGGUAUGUUUCGUUUCCAGGCAAUGUUUGUGGCGGAACGCUGAUUGCCAGUAACAAAGUCUUGACUUCGGCUACCUGCGUAGAAACGCACAAUCCUACGAAAGUCCGUGUAGGUGCCAGCAACGCCAAUAAUGGUCAAGAGGUUGACGUGGAGUGUUAUGAAACGCACCAUAACUAUUUUCGAACCGAUCUUUCACUCUACAACGAUUUGGCUGUCCUCCAGCUUGCCCGUGCACUGCCAGCUGCCGUGACUCCCGUGAGUUGGAACCGGGAUACAUCGUAUCCCCCCGAAACCAAUCAGACGGUGACCGUGAUGGGUUUUGGCUUGACGGCAAACAUGGGAGCACUCUCGAACACUCUGCAAGUGGUGGAUUUGCAGAUGGUGUCGCGGUACGAUUGCCAAGUGGCCUAUACUACGGAGAACGUCACCGGCCAAAGCGUCAUUUCCUCGGGGAUGCAUUUGUGUGCUCUUGGAGACGGAAGUGGUGUUUGUACUGGCGACAGUGGAGGUCCGUUGUUGGAUGGUAUUUCCAGCGACUCGCUUCAAAUUGGAGUGACUUCGUUCACGCAUAGCGAUUGUGCGUCUGUUAUGUUUCCCGAUGUGUUUACGGACUUGGCGGACAAUACAGGUUGGAUCGAUCGACAAAUCAGCACGGAUAUUUGUGGCACCGGCACCGGCGGCAGCACGACUGCUGCAGAUCCUGCUCCUGCCCCUGCCCCCGCUCCUGGUACUUCUAGUAGUGGUGGUAGUGGUGGUGCUGAUACUUCUAGUGGUGGCAGUGAUGGUGGCAGUGAUGGUGGUGGCAGUGAUGGUGGAGAUGUUGAUACGCAGCAGACUACUCCUGCUCCAACGUUUGCUCCUGGUUCUGAAUCGUCAGGAGGCAAGUGUCUGUUUGACACAGUGACUCAAAUGUUUACUUCCUUGACGAACAAUAUUGGGAACAUUUUGGGAAUUGUGGAUGGUAUUGCAACGGGUGAAGAAGAUAUCCAAGACCACAUACCCGACUACGAUGAUUCUGAAGACAAGAGCAUUGAUGAUGGACACUAGAUAGUACAUGUACAUGUAGGAAACGCAACAAGGCAAGACAAAGACAAGGCAAGGCAAGGUCAGGUCAGGGGAGGUAUACACUUGGUACCUAUGGUUUCUCUUGGUCUAUGAAUAGGUAUCUUUGAUAGGAGGACACGGCACCGCACAAAUGAGGCCACUAUGAUGUUAGUGGAUGAAUUGGAAAAGCGGUAUCUCUAUAGAUAGACUUCGGUAUUCGUUGGUGCAUCCAUUGAUAAUUUCCCCCUGUAUCUGCGUCU